GUCAGCUGUGGGGCCUCCCCAGCCCCUGUGCUACGGACCAGCAGGAGAGCUCCGUCCGGAGCUGUAGCAGGCCUGAGUCAGCCUCGGCAGUUGCUGGGAGCAUGGCCUAGGUGUGGCCACAUGCACCAUCGUGCAGCUGCUGAGUUUCCCAAGGGACCCUGGAGACACCUACAGCCCCCAUUUGCAGGGGAAGAUGAUUCCUGCCAGACUUGUGGGGGUUCUGCUUGCUCUGGCCCUCACUUUGCCAGGGACGCUUUGCGUGCAAGGGAGUCGCAAGUCCUUGUCAGUGGCCCGAUGCAGCCUCUUUGGAGAUGACUUCAUCAACACCUUUGAUGGGAGUAUAUACAGCUUUGCAGGACACUGCAGUUACCUCCUGGCAGGGGACUGUGAAAAACGCUCCUUCUCACUUCUUGGGGACUUCCAAAAUGGCAAGAGAAUGAGCCUCUCUGUGUAUCUUGGAGAAUUCUUUGAUAUUCAUUUGUUUGCCAAUGGUACUGUGAUGCAGGGAGACCAAAGAGUCUCCAUGCCUUAUGCCUUCAAAGGGCUGUAUCUAGAAAUAGAGGCUGGGUACUACAAGCUAUCCAGUGAGGCCCAUGGCUUUGCAGCCAGGAUUGAUGGCAAUGGCAACUUUGAAGUCCUGCUGUCGAACAGAUACUUCAACAAGACUUGUGGGCUGUGUGGCAACUUUAACAUCUUCGCUGAAGAUGACCUUAGGACCCAAGAAGGGACCUUGACCUCAGACCCCUAUGACUUUGCCAACUCGUGGGCCCUGAGCAAUGGGGAGCAGCGGUGCAAACGGGCAGCCCCGCCCAGCAGCCCCUGCAACGUCUCCUCUGGGGAAAUGCAGCAGGGCCUGUGGGAGCAGUGCCAGCUGCUGAAGACCACCUCGGCAUUCACCCGCUGCCACCCUCUGGUGGACCCUGAGCCCUUCCUGGCCUCGUGUGACAAGACUGUGUGCACCUGUUCUCAGGGGCCACAGUGCCUGUGCCCCACCUUCCUGGAGUAUGCCCGGAACUGUGCCCAGGAGGGGAUGGUGUUGUAUAGCUGGACUGACCACAGCAUGUGCCGCCCAGCAUGUCCUCCUGGCAUGGAAUACAAGGAGUGUAUGUCCCCCUGCACCAGGACCUGCCAGAGUCUGCACAUCAAUGAAGUGUGUCAGGAGCAAUGUGUGGACGGCUGCAGCUGCCCUGAGGGACAGCUCCUUGAUGAAGGCCGCUGCGUGGAGAGCACCGAGUGCUCCUGUGUGCACUCCGGGAAGCACUACCCUCCAGGCGCCUCUCUCUCCCAAGACUGCAACACCUGCAUUUGCCGAAAUAGCGAGUGGAUCUGCAGCAACGAAGAGUGCCCGGGAGAGUGUCUUGUCACAGGUCAAUCCCACUUCAAGAGCUUUGACAACAGGUACUUCACCUUCAGUGGGAUAUGCCAGUAUCUGCUGGCUCGGGACUGCCAGGACCUCUCUUUCUCCAUUGUCAUUGACACCAUGCAGUGUGCUGAUGACCCUGACGCUGUCUGCACCCGCUCAGUGACUGUUCGGCUGCCUGACCUGCACAAUGGCCUUGUGAAGCUGAAGCAUGGGGGAGGAGUCGCCAUGGAUGGCCAGGACAUCCAGGUCCCCCUUCUGCAAGGUGAUCUCCGCAUCCAGCGUACGGUGAUGGCCUCUGUGCGUCUCAGCUAUGGGGAAGACCUGCAGAUAGACUGGGAUGGCCGUGGGAGGCUGCUGGUAAAGCUGUCCCCAGCCUAUGCCGGGAAGACCUGCGGCCUGUGCGGGAAUUACAACGGCGACCAGGGCGACGACUUCCGGACCCCCGCAGGACUGGCGGAGCCCCUGGUGGAGGACUUCGGAAACGCCUGGAAGUUGCACGGAGACUGCCAGGACCUGCAGAAGCAGCACAGCGACCCCUGUGCCCUCAACCCGCGCCAGACCAGGUUCGCCGAGGAGGCCUGUGCCGUGCUGACGUCCCCAGCGUUCGCCGCCUGCCACCCCGCCGUCAGCCCGCUGCCCUACCUGCGCAACUGCCGCUACGACGUGUGCGCCUGCUCCGACGGCCGGGAGUGCCUGUGCGACGCGGUGGCCAGCUACGCGGCGGCCUGCGCCCUGAGGGGCGUCAGCGUCGCGUGGCGGGAGCCCGGCUUCUGCGCAAUGAGCUGCCCGCACGGCCAGGUGUACCUGCAGUGUGGGACCCCCUGCAACCUGACCUGCCGCUCCCUCUCACACCCGGAUGAAGAAUGCAAUGAGGUCUGCCUGGAAGGCUGUUUCUGCCCCCCAGGGCUCUACCUGGAUGAGAGGGGAGACUGUGUGCCCAAGGCCCAGUGCCCCUGUUACCACGACGGCGAGAUCUUCCAGCCUGCGGACAUCUUCUCAGACCAUCGCACCAUGUGCUACUGCGAGGACGGUGUCAUGAGCUGCACCAUGAGUGGAGCCCCGGGAAGCCUGCUGCCGGACGUGCUCAGCGGUCCCCAGUCUCACCGCAGCAAAAGGAGUCUGUCCUGUCGGCCCCCCAUGGUCAAGCUGGUGUGCCCUGCGGACAACCCACGGGCAGAAGGACUCGAGUGUGCCAAGACGUGCCAGAACUACGACCUGGACUGCAUGAGCACCGGCUGCGUCUCUGGCUGCCUCUGCCCCCCGGGCAUGGUCCGGCAUGAAAACAGAUGUGUGGCCUUGGAAAGGUGUCCCUGCUUCCAUCAGGGCAAAGAGUAUGCUCCUGGAGAGACGGUGAAGAUGGACUGUAACACCUGUGUCUGUCGGGACCGGAAGUGGAACUGCACAGACCGCGUGUGUGAUGCCACGUGCUCCGCCAUCGGUGUGGCCCACUACUUCACCUUCGAUGGACUCAAAUACCGGUUCCCCGGAGAGUGUCAGUACGUUCUGGCGCAGGAUUACUGUGGCAGUAACGCUGGGACCUUUCGGGUCCUGGUGGCAAAUGAGGGGUGUGGCUCCCCCUCAGUGAAAUGCAAGAAGCGGGUCACCAUCCUGGUGGAGGGAGGAGAGAUCGAGCUGUUUGACGGGGAGGUGAAUGUGAAGAAGCCCAUGGAGGAUGAGACUCACUUUGAGGUGGUGGAGUCUGGUCGCUAUGUCAUUCUGCUGCUGGGCAAGGCCCUCUCCCUGGUCUGGGACCGCCGCCUGGCCAUCUCUGUGGUCCUGAAGCAGACGUAUCAGGACAGGGUGUGUGGCCUGUGUGGGAAUUUUGACGGUGUCCAGAACAAUGACUUCACCAGCAGCAGCCUCCAAGUGGAGGAAGAUCCUGCAGACUUUGGGAAUUCCUGGAAAGUGAGCUCGCAGUGUGCUGACACCAGAAAGGUGCUGCUGGACUCGCCCCCUGCCACCUGUUACAACAACAUUAUGAAGCAGACGAUGGUGGAUUCCUCCUGUAGAAUCCUUACCAGUGACGUUUUCCAGGCCUGCAACAAGCUGGUGGAUCCGGAGCCAUACCUGGAUGUCUGCAUUUAUGACACCUGCUCCUGCGAGUCCAUUGGGGACUGUUCCUGCUUCUGUGAUGCCAUAGCUGCCUAUGCCCAUGUGUGUGCCCAGCAUGGCAAGGUGGUGACCUGGAGGACGGCCACGUUGUGCCCCCAGAACUGCGAGGAGAGGAAUCUCCGAGAUAAUGGGUAUGAAUGUGAGUGGCGAUACAACAGCUGUGCGCCUGCCUGUCCCGUCACGUGCCAGCACCCUGAGCCGCUGGCGUGCCCUGUGCAGUGUGUGGAGGGCUGCCAUGCUCACUGCCCUCCAGGGAAGGUCCUAGAUGAGCUUCUGCAGACCUGCAUCAACGCUGAAGACUGCCCGGUGUGUGAGGUGGCUGGCCAGCGCUUAGCCUCAGGAAAGAAGGUCACCUUGAAUCCCAGUGACCCUGAGCACUGCCAGAUUUGCCACUGUGAUGGCAUCAACUUCACCUGUGAACACUGCCAGCAACCGGGAGGUCUGGAGGUGCCCCCCACGGAUGCUCCUGUGGGCACCACCACCCCAUAUGUGGAGGACACCCCGGAGCCGCCCAUGCACGACUUCUUCUGCAACAGGCUGCUGGACUUGGUCUUCCUGCUAGAUGGCUCCUCCAAGCUGUCGGAGGCUGAGUUUGGGGUGCUGAAGGCUUUUGUGGUGGGCAUGAUGGAGCGCCUGCGCAUCUCCCAGAAGUGGGUGCGGGUGGCCUUGGUGGAGUUCCACGAUGGUUCCCAUUCCUACAUUGGGCUCAAGGACCGGAAGCGGCCAUCGGAGCUGCGGCGCAUUGCCAGCCAGGUCAAGUAUGUGGGCAGCCAGGCGGCCUCCACCAGCGAAGUGUUGAAGUACACGCUAUUCCAGAUCUUCAGCAAGGUUGACCGCCCUGAAGCCUCCCGCAUCACUCUGCUCCUGACAGCCAGCAAGGAGACUCCACGGAUGGCCCGGAACUUGGUCUACUACGUCCAGGGCCUGAAGAAGAAGAAGGUCAUUGUGAUCCCUGUGGGCAUCGGGCCCCAUGCCAGCCUCAGGCAGAUCCGCCUCAUUGAGAAGCAGGCCCCAGAGAAUAAGGCGUUUGUGCUCAGCAGUGUGGAUGAGCUGGAGCAGUGGAGGGACGAGAUUAUCAGCUACCUCUGUGACCUUGCCCCUGAAGCUUUGCCCCCAACGCCUACGCCCCACAUGGCACAAGUCACAGUGGGUCCAGGGCUCCUGGGGAUUUCACCAGCUGGACCCAAGAGAAACUCCAUGGUUCUGGAUGUGGCGUUCGUCCUGGAAGGCUCGGACAAAAUCGGAGAAGCUGACUUCAACAGGAGCAAGGAGUUCGUGGUGGAGGUGAUUCAGAGGAUGGAUGUGGGCCAGGACGCCAUCCACGUCGCAGUGCUUCAGUACUCGUACUUGGUGGCCUUGGAGUACCCCUUCAGCGAGGCACAGUCCAAGGGGGACAUCCUACAGCGGGUGCGCGAGAUCCGCUACCGGGGCGGCAACGGGACCAACACCGGACUGGCCCUGCAGUACCUCUCCGAGCACAGCUUCUCUGCCACCCAGGGGGACCGGGAGCAGGUGCCCAACCUGGUCUACAUGGUCACGGGAAAUCCUGCCUCCGAUGAGAUCAAGCGCUUGCCAGGAGACAUUCAGGUGGUGCCCAUUGGAGUCGGUCCUCAUGCCAACGUGCAGGAGCUGGAGAGGAUCGGAUGGCCCAAUGCUCCCAUCCUCAUCCAGGACUUUGAGUUGCUCCCUCGAGAGGCUCCUGACCUGGUCCUGCAGGGCUGCUGCUCCGGAGAAGGGCUGCAGCUCCCCACCCUCUCCCCUGUGUCUGACUGCAGCCAGCCCCUGGAUGUGGUGCUUCUCCUGGAUGGCUCCUCCGGCUUGCCAGCUUCCUACUUUGAUGAAAUGAAGAGUUUCGCUAAGGCCUUCAUUUCGAAAGCCAAUAUAGGCCCUCAUCUCACUCAGGUGUCAGUGCUCCAGUAUGGAGGCAUCACCACCACCGAUGUGCCGUGGAACGUGGCCCAGGAGAAAGCCCAGCUCAUGAGCCUCGUGGACCUCAUGCAGCGCGAGGGAGGCCCCAGCCAAAUCGGGCAUGCUUUGGACUUUGCGGUGCGGUACAUCACUUCAGAAGUGCAUGGUGCCAGGCCUGAGGCCUCUAAGGCAGUGGUCAUCUUAGUUACGGGGGUCUCCAUGGAUCCACUGCACGCAGCAGCUGAUGCCGCCAGAUCCAACAGAGUGACAGUGUUCCCCAUUGGAAUUGGAGACCGGUACGAUGAAGCCCAGCUGAGGACCUUGGCAGGCCUGGCGGCCAGCUCCAACAUGGUGAAGCUCCAGCGAAUAGAAGACCUCCCCACCAUGGUCACCUUGGGCAAUUCCUUCCUCCACAAACUGUGCUCUGGGUUUGUAAGAAUUUGCAUCGAUGAGGAUGGGAAUGAAAAGAGGCCUGGGGACGUCUGGACCCUGCCGGAUCAGUGCCACACAGUGACUUGCCUGCCGGAUGGCCAGACCUUGCUGAAGAGUCAUCGGGUCAACUGUGACCGAGGGCCGAGGCCUUCAUGUCCCAACAGCCAGUCUCCUGUUCGAGUGGAAGAGACAUGUGGUUGCCGCUGGACCUGCCCCUGCGUGUGCACAGGCAGCUCCACUCGGCACAUUGUGACCUUUGAUGGGCAGAAUUUCAAGCUGACUGGCAGCUGUUCUUACGUCCUAUUUCAAAACAAGGAACAGGACCUGGAGGUGAUUCUCCAUAAAGGUGCCUGCAGUCCUGGGGCGGGACAGAGCUGCAUGAAAUCCAUUGAGCUGAAGCACAGCGGCCUCUCCGUUGAGCUCCACAGUGACAUGGAGGUGGCUGUGAAUGGCAGACUGGUCUCUGUCCCUUAUGUGGGUGGGAACAUGGAAGUCAACGUCUAUGGUACUGUCAUGCACGAGGUCAGAUUCAACCAUCUCGGCCACAUCCUCACAUUCACUCCACGAAACAAUGAGUUCCAAUUGCAGCUCAGCCCCAAGACCUUUGCUUCAAAGAUGUAUGGUCUCUGUGGGAUCUGUGAUGAGAAUGGGGCCAAUGACUUUAUGCUGAGGGAUGGCACAGUCACCUCGGACUGGAAAGUUCUUGUCCAGGAGUGGACUGUGCAGCAGCCGGGGAGGACUUGCCAGCCAAUUCCUGAGGAGCAGUGCCCUGUUCUUGACAGCUCCCACUGCCAGGUCCUGCUCUCAGCGGCAUUUGCUGAGUGCCACAAGGUCCUGGCUCCAGCCACAUUCUAUGCCAUCUGCCAGCAGGACAGUUGCUACCGGGAGCAAAUAUGUGAGGUGAUCUCCUCUUAUGCACACCUCUGUCGUACCAGUGGCGUCUGUGUUGACUGGAGGACAACUGAUUUCUGUGCUAUGUCCUGCCCACCAUCCCUGGUGUACAACCACUGUAAGCGCGGCUGUCCCCGACACUGUGAUGGCAACACGAGCUCCUGUGGGGACCAUCCCUCGGAAGGCUGCUUCUGCCCUCCGGGCCAGGUCGUGCUAGAAGGCAGCUGUGUCCCCGAGGAGGCCUGCACGCAGUGUGUUGGUGAGGAUGGAGUACAGCACCAGUUCCUGGAGGCCUGGGUCCCAGACCACCAGCCCUGCCAGCUCUGCACGUGUCUCAGCGGGCGCAAGGUCAACUGCACAGCACAGCCCUGCCCCACGGCCAGAGCUCCCACAUGUGGCCCGUGCGAAGUGGCCCGUCUCCGCCAGAACGCAGACCAGUGCUGCCCGGAGUAUGAGUGUGUGUGUGACCUGGUGAGCUGUGACCCGCCCCUGGUGCCUCACUGUGAAGGUGGCCUUCAGCCGACUCUGACCAACCCCGGCGAGUGCAGACCCAACUUCACCUGUGCCUGUAGGAAGGAGGAGUGCAAAAGGGUGUCCCCACCCUCCUGCCCCCCGCACCGGACGCCCACCCUUCGGGAGACCCAGUGCUGCGAUGAGUAUGAGUGUACUUGCAACUGUGUCAACUCCACUGUGAGCUGUCCCCUCGGGUACCUGGCCUCAGCCACCACCAACGACUGUAGCUGCACCACAACCACCUGCCUUCCUGACAAGGUGUGUGUUCACCGAGGCACCAUCUACCCUGUGGGCCAGUUCUGGGAGGAGGGUUGCGACGUGUGCACCUGCACGGACAUGGAGGAUGCGGUGAUGGGCCUGCGCGUGGUCCAGUGCUCCCAGAAACCCUGUGAGGACAGCUGUCAGCUGGGCUUCACCUAUGUCCUCCAUGAAGGCGAGUGCUGUGGAAGGUGCCUGCCAUCGGCUUGUGAGGUGGUGAUUGGCUCGUUGCGGGGGGACUCCUUGUCUUCCUGGAAGAGUGUCGGGUCCCGCUGGGCCUCCCCUGAGGACCCCUGCCUCAUCCACGAGUGUAUCCGAGUGAAGGAGGAGGUCUUUGUGCAGAACAGGAACGUCUCCUGCCCUCAGCUGAGUGUCCCCACCUGCCCCAUGGGCUUCCAGCUGAGCUGUGGGACCUCGGACUGCUGCCCCAGCUGUCACUGUGAGCCCAUGCAGGCCUGCGUGCUCAAUGGCACCGUCAUUGGGCCCGGGAAGACUGUGAUGGUUGAUGUGUGUACAACAUGCCACUGCGCUGUGCAGGUGGGGGCCGUCUCUGGAUUCAAGUUGGAGUGCAGCAAGAACACCUGCAAGGCUUGCCCCCUGGGUUAUGAGGAAGAAAAGAAUCCAGGCGAAUGCUGUGGGAGGUGUUUGCCUGUAGCUUGUACCAUUCAGCUAACAGGAGGACAGAUCAUGACACUGAAGCGUGAUGAAACACUGCAGGAUGGCUGUGACAGUCACUUCUGCCAGGUCAACGAGAAAGGAGAGUACAUCUGGGAGAAGAGGGUCACUGGCUGUCCACCUUUUGAUAAACACAUGUGUCUGGCUGAAGGAGGGAAAAUUAUAAAAAUUCCAGGCACCUGUUGUGACACAUGUGAGGAGCCCGAAUGCAAAGACAUCAGGGCCCGGCUGCAGUAUGUCAAGGUGGGGAGCUGUAAGUCUGAGGAAGAAGUUGACAUUCACUACUGCCAAGGCAAAUGUGCCAGCAAAGCUUUGUACUCCAUCGACACUGAGGACGUGCAGGACCACUGCUCCUGCUGCUCCCCGACGCGGACGGAGCCCAUGCGGGUGCCUCUGCACUGCACCAAUGGCUCUGUGGUGUACCAUGAGAUCCUCAAUGCCAUGGCGUGCACGUGCUCCCCCAGAAAGUGCAGCAAGUGAGGCGUCCUGCAGCUGCUGGUUGCCUCAGCCCCACCAGCCAGAGUUGUCCUCUGCAUGUUCUGCCCUAGUGCCCUCCUGGGCCCACAAUAAAGGCCACGCUGUCAUCUUGCAAAAGG
Nycticebus coucang (slow loris) is the source of this 8748-nucleotide messenger RNA. RefSeq names its product von Willebrand factor (gene VWF). Bases 194 to 8632 code for a protein of 2812 amino acids. NCBI's taxonomy places the organism in Eukaryota, Metazoa, Chordata, Mammalia, Primates, Lorisidae. Gene Ontology annotation, cellular component: extracellular matrix. Gene Ontology annotation, molecular function: protein binding. The transcript is spliced from 52 exons. The record is from RefSeq and is a predicted model, not a curated record. Gene Ontology annotation, biological process: blood coagulation; cell-substrate adhesion.